AUGAAACAGCACCAGAAGGACCUGGCGGCAUUUUCGGCGGUAACGCUGGCAACAUUGUUCGCGCUCGUCAUCAUAGUGGCCGCGGACGAGAUUCGAGACACGCGCGAAGGCGAAACGGUGUCGCUAAAGUGUCGCUUCAGCGAGCAAUCUGUUUCCAGCGAUUUCUCCUACUAUUGGGCACGCUCGACGGGCAACAAAUUCGACAAUGUUGCCAUCAAGGACGUCCAGCUUAACACGAACUACAGAAUCGACUUCCGACCCGAGCAGGGUAUUUACGAUCUCACCAUCAUGAACACAUCGUACAGCCGGGACAAUGGGCGGUUCGAGUGCCGCAUCAAAGCCAGCGGUACUGGAGCGGACGUGCAUCAGGAGUACUAUAAUCUGACCGUCCUGACACCGCCCCAGCCACCGUUUGUCGAACCGGUCGAGCUGUUGGCCACCGAAGACGAGAAGUUCGAUCUGACCUGCAGCAGCAUAGGAGGUUCACCGGAUCCGUCCAUCACGUGGUAUCGCGUGGGAUCGGAAAAACCACUCAAGGCCACCUUGGCCAAGGGCGGUUCGAAGGAACUGCGCACCUCGGGCACGCUGUCGAUUGUACCACGCCGCGAGGACGAUGGUGCCAAGUUCCGUUGCGUCGUCUGGAAUCGUGCCAUGUCGGAGAAGGACAAGCUGGAAACGACGGUCACCCUGUCCGUAAGAUACUAUCCACGGGUGAAAGUGGGCCCGGAAAAUCCUCUGCGUGUCGAGCGUGACAGUACGGCCAUUUUGGAGUGUGCCGUGGACUCGAAACCGAAAGUCCCGAAUGUGCGAUGGAUGCGGAAUGGACGACACAUCAGCUCAUCACCGUCCCACUCCAUACAGCGCGUUUCGGUGCAGGAUGCUGGUAACUAUGCGUGCUCAGCGGACAACGGAUUGAGCAAGGUUGGUGAGCAGAUCAUCACACUGGACGUGCUGUACGCGCCGAUCGUGGUGAUCGAAUCGAAAACUUGGGAGGCUGAGGAACGCUCCACCGUCACGAUCCGGUGUAAUGUCACCUCGAAUCCACCACCGGUGUCGAUCGAAUGGUUCAAGGAGGGAAGCGCAGACUUCCGUUAUGCCGGGGACAUUCUGCAGUUGCGUGACGUGAAGGCUGAACAUGCUGGUCGGUACGUGUGCCGGGCAGUCAACAUGAUGAAACCGUACAAUGGGAAGAUUGUUGAGCGAGUUGGUAACUCCACUGUGGCGUUGUUGGUGCGUCAUCGUCCUGGGCAGGCGUACAUCAACCCAAGCAAACCGGUGGUACACGUGGGCAAUGGCGUUACGUUGACGUGUUCAGCGAAUCCUCCCGGAUGGCCUGUGCCGCAGUUCCGCUGGUAUAAGGAUGCCGUCGGAGAAUCGAAGACGAUCCUGGCACAAGGUCCACAGUACGUGAUUCCACGGGCACAUCUCGGUAGUGAAGGUAGCUACCAUUGCCAUGCCGUGAAUGAGUUGGGCAUUGGACCGAUGGCAACGAUCAAUCUGGAGGUUCAUCAACCUCCACAGUUUAUCGGCAAAAUGCAGCAGCACAUGACGAAGCGUGUCGGUGAUACGGACUUCUCGGCUACCUGCCAUGCUAAGGGCAAACCGCGACCGAUGGUACGAUGGUUGAAGGAUGGUCGCGACAUCACGACCGAUGCCAACAUGUACCGUAUCAGCACGAACAACAAUGACGGACUCAGUGGUAUGGUGACGGUGCAGAGUACGCUCCUAUUCCAGGGUAAGGCUCGUCCGCACAAGAACCAACUGCUUCCGAGCGAUCGAGGCACGUACACGUGUCUGUUUGAGAACGAGGUUAGUACGGCGAAUGCGAGCAUGAACCUGCGCAUCGAGCAUGGACCGAUCGUGCUGCAUCAAUACAACAAGGUGGCGUACGAGAUCCACGAAAAUGCGGUGGUAAUGUGCCGCGUGCAAGCUUAUCCUAAGCCCGAGUUCCAGUGGCAAUUGGGUACGAAUACGGCCGCCCUUUCGAUGUCCUCGGACGGGCACUACGAGAUCAACACCACCACGGACAACAACGACAUCUACACGAGCGUGUUACGCAUCAACCGAGUUAAGCACGAGGAUUACGGUGACUACACGUGUCGGGUGGGGAACUCGAUCGAAACCAUACGUGCACCGAUCAGGCUGCAACCGAAAGGACCUCCGGAAAAGCCGACCAAUCUCGGGGUGGCCGAUGUGGGCUCCAAUUACGUCUCGCUCGUUUGGGAUCCGGGCUUCGACGGUGGCAUCACCAAUACGAAGUUCUUCGUGUCGUACCGCAAGGUCGCGAUCCCGCACCACGAUCAGGUGAAGGAAGACUGCGGCAUCGUGCAGCAGGUCAGCUCGGAAUGGAUGGAGUACGACUGCCAGCGUGAUGUACCGUGCAGUGUGACACCACUCGAUCAGUACCAGAGCUACGUGUUCAAGGUGAAGGCGAUGAACAGCAAGGGCAACUCGGAACCAUCUAACGAAGUAGCCACCACUACGAAAAUCAGCAAGAUCCCCGUUCCAUUGCACGUGGGCUUUGAUCCGGAUACGAAGCAGCUUGGUUUGAACGUGGGAGCCACCUGUUUGGCGCUGAUCGCCGUUGUGGAAACGAUCGGUUUCCACGAGAGCCCGAUCGCAACGUGGCAGAUUGUGCAAUCCAUCCAGCUGGAUGUGUCCGGAAGUGGACCAACGUACAAGGAGCAGGUACUGGAGAACAUGUACUCGGCUCGGCGCUCUAGUGGUCGAUCAAUGGCCAACGAUGACGAUUUUCCGAUGGCCCUCGAGGAGGAAAUUCCACCGAAGGUGCGCGUAAAGCUGUGUCUGCGAUCGAGCCAUGAGUACUGCGGCGACUACAUGGAUGCUGAAAUUGGUCCAGCUCUCAUACACGAUUCCGCCUUCAUCGCUACUCCGACGCUGAUUGCGAUCGUCGUAUCGUGCGUAGUGUUUGCGCUGUUCGUUGGUCUCAUGCUAAUGUUCUGCCGAUGCAAGCGCAAUCAAACGAAGAAAUCCAACCAAUCGAAGGACUACGAAAUGGACUCGGUACGCCCGUCCAUUGUCGCCCAGCAAAGUCAAGCUCCACCACCGUACUACCCAACAACCACCGGGCUCGACAAUAAAGCCCUCGAACACUCGAUGGACCUUGCUUUGGCGCUUGAGGAUCAGAAGACCUCCGUCUACGCGACGCACAAUGGUUACGGCUAUCACACCGGAACGAGCAUACAAGUAGCCGGUCACAGCCUGCCAAACAAUGAAUGGGUCACGAUGGGCUACACGGAAAACAGCUACACCAACUCGAACAACGGCGGCAGCGUCAAUUCGCAGGAUUCCAUUUGGCAGCUAAAAGGAGCACCACAGGGUGGCCCCACAACCGUAACCAUCGGUCUGCAACCGCUAUCGAUGGCCAGCUUACACGGUGGUGGUUCCGCGUACGCAACCACCACAACCACGACGACGGCAGCACCCGGUCCAGGAACGGCCGGACUUGCGGCCUACGGAUACGACCCAAUCGCAUCGCACUCGAACGUGUACGGCGGUGCGAUGACGAUAGGAGGUGACGAAUAUAACCAAUAUCCCCACCAGGCGGGCACUCCAAGCCAGCACGGUGGCGAAGACGAUUACCUGCACCACCUUCAUCAUCAACAGCAGCAGCAACAGCAGCAGCACCACCACGUGGCGGCAAUGCGCCAAAGCCAGAAUCCCUCCCGGCAGCAGGAAUAUUGCGGAGAUUCCUACGCGUCUGUACAUAAAGCAAAGAAACGAUUAGACCAGCCAUCGCAUUUCGAUUCAUCAUAUCACGACGUUAGCGGUCUGCCGGAUCCCUAUUUGGACCAGCAGCAGCAGCAGCAGCAGCAGCAGCAACAGCAACAGCAACAGCAGCAGCAACAUCAGCUGCAUCAGCUCGAUCAGGAGGAUAGCAAAUCACUGCUCCAGCUCAACCACCCACAAGACCACGGUAGCAUACACCUGCACGCACAGCAGCAACCGCAGCCGAUCUACGAGGACAACCUGGAGAGCGGCUACUCGACACCGAACUCGCGGAAUCGUCGCGUCAUACGGGAGAUAAUUGUCUGA
Messenger RNA from Anopheles nili, 4056 nucleotides. RefSeq names its product muscle M-line assembly protein unc-89-like. The transcript has 8 exons. Gene Ontology annotation, cellular component: cell-cell junction. Gene Ontology annotation, biological process: cell-cell adhesion. The record is from RefSeq and is a predicted model, not a curated record. Gene Ontology annotation, molecular function: cell adhesion molecule binding. NCBI's taxonomy places the organism in Eukaryota, Metazoa, Arthropoda, Insecta, Diptera, Culicidae. The coding region runs from base 1 to 4056 and encodes 1351 amino acids.